Messenger RNA from Penicillium paradoxum, 639 nucleotides. Its product is annotated as GNAT family N-acetyltransferase. The transcript has a single exon. Gene Ontology annotation, molecular function: acyltransferase activity, transferring groups other than amino-acyl groups. NCBI's taxonomy places the organism in Eukaryota, Fungi, Ascomycota, Eurotiomycetes, Eurotiales, Aspergillaceae. Bases 1 to 639 code for a protein of 212 amino acids. The record is from RefSeq and is a predicted model, not a curated record.
AUGGCAGGCAACGAAGUCCCCAAAGUGACCUUCAAGUCCAGUCGGCUUCUCUACAGAGCUGUAGAGAACUCCGAAGAGGACAUAGCAUUUUUUCAAAACAAAAUCCAUAUGGACAGCAAUGUCCAAACAAUGAGUACCAUGCGACUCAUUCGUCCUGCAAACAAGGCCGAUGCUGAACAGCAUAUGAAAAUGAUGCAAAAUAACCUCCUUGGAGUCCUGAUAUGCCUUCCUCCCCAAGAAUCCUCGGAAGAAAUCGAAUCCUCCAACCAAUCCACGCAGAAUUCUAAAUCAGUCCCGAUUGGAUUCAUCGCAUUGUUCAAUACUGCGCCGGAGAGGGCACAUCAUCGCAAUGCGAUGAUUGCGAUAUCACUUGUGGAUGGGUACCAGGGCAAAGGGUAUGGCGGAGAAGCCAUCAACUGGGUAUUGGACUGGGGAUUCCGACAAGCUGGACUGCACAGGAUCGCAAUCAGCACGUUUGAAUUCAAUCACAAUGCUUUGAAGCUUUACAGGAAGCUUGGCUUUGUGGAAGAGGGUCGCGAACGAGAGGCCUUGUAUCAUUACCGCGCUUGGCACGAUGUUAUCAAUUUAUCCAUGCUGGAGCAUGAGUGGGAAGCUUUGAGGGGGGAAUCCCCGAGCUAG